UAAUUAUAUUAUUGUUAUGAGCCGAAUCACAGAGAAGCUCCGGUUUCCUGUCGUCGUCACGAAAUCCACCGCGGGCUUUCUCUCGUUGAGCCUAGCCAGGUUGUCUGACUCCACUAUCCGCCUCUGCAAAUUGGUCGUAUCCAAAACCCUAGCUGUCAUUUUCUCCUCCAUGGACGACCUCUUCUUCGCCGACGACGAUUUCGACCUCGACAUCCCUCAGGCUCUCCCGCUCUCCGUCGUCCCCGCUUCCGAUACUCUUUCCCGAGAAGUAGACGGCGGAGGAGAAGAUAGAGACAAGCUCUAUCUUGUUAAAUACGGCUGGUUGAAAGAGACGCAAAUUUUUGAUGGCAAUGCUGAGCGAAGUAGAGCCUUGCUGUACUCCGUCUCGUCGGUGGUUGAUGAAGCUGACUCUGAAAUUGUGCUGCAUUUGAGAGAGGAAGAGGGUUCUAAGAGUGAGAGGAGACAGAACAAGGAAGAAGGGACUUCGGGCAGUGAUUAUGUUUUGCUUCCUGAAGCAAUGUGGGUUCGGGCACUAAAAUGGCAUAAUGAUCAUAAAGUGCCAGGAGAGGAUGACCUUUAUGCCUCACGAGAUCAUAUCCAGAAUAUAUUUCCUCUACAAAUUAGCCUUUCACUUUCAUCUGAAACAAAUUCCUUGGUAGUAAACAUCAAAUUAAAGGACAACUUUGUUGACCCUUACAAGAAGGCAUGCGAUAUUUUCAGUUCCAAAACUGGCUUGUUACACAUUUGGGACUUCUCAGGGCGGACAUCCCAGUUUUUUGUGAAUGAUGGAAAUAAUUUGUCUAUUGAUUCUCCUGGACAAUCAAGACAGAUUCACCUUAGACUGUAUGUCUAUGGAUUUUCAGAUUCUACAGAGGAAAGAAACGACAGGAUGGAACAAAUGUCCCAGCUGGAAUCCCUACCUGGAGUUGGUCAAUUAGGCUUGACAGGAUUAAAGAAUCUUGGAAAUACUUGUUUCAUGAACAGUGCAAUCCAGUGUUUGGCGCACACUCCUGAACUUGUCGAUUUCUUUCUUGGAGACUAUUGGAAAGAGAUUAAUUAUGAAAAUCCUUUGGGGGUGAAUGGGAAGCUUGCCUUGUCUUUUGGAGAACUAUUAAGAAAGUUGUGGGUUCCUGGAGCUGUUCCUGUGGCACCAGGAAAGUUCAAAUUAAAACUUUCCAAGUUUGCUCCUCAAUUCAGUGGUUAUAACCAACAUGAUUCUCAAGAGUUUCUUGCAUUCUUAUUGGAUGGAUUGCAUGAAGAUUUGAAUCGUGUGAAACAUAAACCAUAUAUAGAAGUGAGGGAUGCUGAAGGCCGUCUAGACGAAGAAAUAGCUGAAGAAUAUUGGCGAAAUCAUUUGGCUCGCAAUGAUUCCAUCAUAGUUGACUUGUACCAGGGCCAGUAUCGGUCGACAUUGGUUUGUCCUGUCUGCAAGACAGUGUCUGUCACAUUUGAUCCCUUUAUGUACCUAUCAUUGCCUUUGCCUUCAACAACGAUGCGGAAAAUGACUUUGACUGUCUUGAGCACCGAUGGGGUUACUAGGCCAUGUCCGUUUACAAUAACUGUACCAAAGUGUGGGAGGCUUAAGGAUCUUAUUGAGGCCCUAAGCAUUGCAUGUUCUUUGAGAAAUGAUGAAAGCCUUUUGGUAGCAGAGAUAUACAGAAGCAAGAUAUUUCGCAUGCUGGAUGAGCUUUCUGAUUCAUUAGCCUUGAUACGGGAUGAUGACAAAUUGGUUGCGUAUCGGUUAUCAAAAGCUACUGAGGCAUAUCCUUUAGUUGUCUUCAUGCAUCAUCAAGUUGAAACGUAUUCCAGCUUUGGGAAGACAGCUCCAAAUUUGAAACUUUUUGGUAUUCCUCUUGUAGCAAGGUUGAAUGAUUUUCCGAGUGGUCCCAAUAUUUGUAGCCUAUUUAUGAAACUACUUGGUCCAUUUUUGAUGCCUGUUGAAGAUGUAUUAGAAUAUGAUGAUGGUGCUAAUGAAGAUUCUGCAAUGGAGGAUACCAUUAACCCCUCAGUUUCAGACAGUGAGGGAAGCUCUGAUAUUGAGAGUGGGGAUGGGCGUCGUUUGAACACUGACUUUCAAUUCUACUUGAUGGUUGAUAAAAUGGACUUAAUGGAGAUAAAGAUGGAUGAACCACUGCUGAUCCCAAGGGUCAUGAAAAGGCUGGAUAUAGUUGUUUUCUGGAAAGAUAAUAUGAAUGAAAAAUAUGAUACAUAUCUUCUCAGCUCAUUGCCAGAGGUUUUCAAGCCCCAGAUUUUCACGAGGAAGCCCCAGGAGUCUGUAUCUUUGUACAAAUGUCUUGAAGCAUUCUUGAAGGAAGAGCCUCUAGGACCAGAAGAUAUGUGGUACUGCCCAAACUGCAAGAAGCAUCGACAAGCAAUCAAAAAGUUAGAUCUGUGGAGAUUGCCUGAAAUUUUGGUUAUUCACUUAAAGAGGUUCUCAUACAGCCGAUUUUUUAAGAACAAGCUGGAAACAUUUGUUGACUUUCCAGUUGAUGAUCUUGAUCUCUCCGGUUACAUUACCCAUAAGAACAGACAAUCAUCAAAUCAUUAUAUGCUGUAUGCAAUGAGUAAUCACUAUGGUGGAAUGGGAGGGGGUCACUAUACUGCAUCUGUUGCUCACCAGCGUUGCAGGUGGUAUGAAUUUGACGAUGAAAGUGUGUCCCCCAUCAGUGAGGACGAUAUCAAAACUUCCGCUGCUUAUGUACUGUUCUAUCGGAGAAUCCCAGAUACGUAGCCUUUACCUGUUUGUACGGUUGACUUUGUAAUUUGAUUUAGAGCUCAGCUUCCGUCCUACAAAGCUUUAUUGGUAGGAGUGGUGCCAUUGUGGGUAUAGUUCAGAGUAAAAAAGAAAUGCAGAUAAGGAAUGAAGGAUUUCAUACUGUACAGCCUCAAAGGAUACACCAAAAUUGGAGGAACUUUUGACAAUGGAAAACUGUGAGGAAUUUGUUUCGAAAUGCACGAAAAAUCGACUUUAAGCA
This is a messenger RNA of Carica papaya (papaya), 2975 nucleotides long. Its product is annotated as ubiquitin carboxyl-terminal hydrolase 8-like. Gene Ontology annotation, biological process: protein deubiquitination. The record is from RefSeq and is a predicted model, not a curated record. NCBI's taxonomy places the organism in Eukaryota, Viridiplantae, Streptophyta, Magnoliopsida, Brassicales, Caricaceae. Gene Ontology annotation, molecular function: cysteine-type deubiquitinase activity.